AUGCGGUCUUUUGCCUUUGGCGCCUUCGUCUCCAUAGUAGCGCCGGUCUUGGCCUGCGAAGGUUAUCACAGCUGCUACGGACCUUUGAAAGAUGAUGUCGUCUUGACCAGGAACGUCCGACGUAUGCAACCGGACGCGCAGAAUGCGACCGCAACACCGAAAGCGCCUUUAGAAUGGGGCCAAAUCAACUUCAUGCAUACCACUGACACUCAUGGAUGGCUUGAAGGCCACAUCAAGGAGCAGAACUACGGUGCGGACUGGGGCGACUACGUCAGCUUCACCAAGCACAUGAAGCAGAAAGCUCGAAACCUCGGCGUCGAUCUGCUUCUUGUGGACACCGGGGACCUACAUGAUGGCGCGGGACUUAGCGAUGCGACGUCUCCCAAUGGCAACAUCUCGAAUGUCAUUUUCGAAAACGUCGACUACGACUUGUUGACCAUCGGCAAUCACGAGCUUUAUGUUACCGAGAUCGCCUACGAGACUUUUAACAACUUCUCCAAGGUCUACGGAGACAAGUAUCUCACUAGCAAUGUGCAGAUCAUGAACCCAGCUACUGGCCAGUUCGAGUACAUCGGAGCUCGUUACCGUUAUUUCACCACAGAGCAGGGCCUUCGCAUCAUGGCCUUCGGUGUCCUCUUCGACUUCACCGGAAACAGCAACGUCUCCAAGGUCAUCAAAGCAGCUGACAUGGUGAAGCAGCCAUGGUUUCAACAAGCUGUGAACUACACCGAGCCGAUCGACCUGUUUGUGAUCACUGGGCACAACCCUGUGCGGACUAGCGUCUCGAGCAGCACGAUGGGCACUGUCUUCAAGGCUAUUCGCAGCAUCAAACCAGAUGUACCCAUUCAAGCUUUUGGUGGGCAUACUCACAUCCGAGACUUUACAGUAUACGACAACAAAGCUACGGGGCUUGAGUCUGGUCGAUAUUGCGAGACGCUGGGCUGGCUUGCAAUGUCUGGUAUCAAAUCAACGACUUGCAAAGCGCAACACAACCCCCAAGGUGUACCAAACCCCACACGGAGCGCGGUAGCACCGGCCAAGACUGGUACUGCAUCUGCAAGCGCACACCUGCCCACUUCUACUUCAAACUCCACGAUCCGUUAUGCACGACGAUAUCUUGAUUGGAACCGUAAUACUUUCGCUUACCACGCCGCCAACAGUCAACGCUACGCCACGUUCGACACAUCUGCAGGUGCCAGCAUUAGCUCCGAUAUCGCUUCAGACCGAAGCAAGCUCAACUUGACUGAUUUAUAUGGUUGCGCACCAGAGACAUACUGCCAGUACUGCAAGCCUUUCCUGGCUGAAGGUAACAUCUUCGGACUACUACAGACUGCAUUGGCUACAGUCGUCGUGAAUGAGACGCGCAAGGAUGUUCCAAGACUCAUUAUCAUCAACACUGGAUCUGUUCGCUUUGAUCUUGCCAAAGGUCCUUUCACUUACGACGACUCCUUCAUCGUCUCUCCAUUCGAUGACGCCUUCCAGUUCAUCCCUGAUGUGCCCUACGAGCAGGCUUCCCAGGUGAUUGAUAUCUUGAAUGCGGGUGCUUUCCAAAAGAAGAAGCGGGAUCUCGAGACCGCCGACUUCGGCUUCAGCCCCGUCCUCGCAGACCGAGACACCUGUAUCGAUCCGCCACUAACGCACCACUACGAAGGGCUUACCCGCCGAUCGAAGCAAGGUGGGCGUCUUAUCCGUCGCCAAUCUACUGCUCCCAAUCCAGGCUAUACGACUAAGGAUGACUUCGGCACUGACGGUGAUGACACGAUACACUCGGCUAUCCCGGACUACUCGCAGCCCAACGAUCUUCAAGCAAACGCCUCCUUCCCGCUUGACGGAUCCAUGCCAAAGACUGUAGAUCUUGUGUUUCUGGACUUCAUCGCUAGCUACAUCGUCAACGCGCUGAAUCAACCCGAUGUUGGUGGUGACUUCUCGCUCAACCAGGUGUCGUACUACAUUGACAAGAGCUUUACCACGAACAGCUAUCUGCCAGCGUAUGCUAAGAUCGCUUGGCAGGCGAAUGUACCAAACUGCCCAGUCGGAGAGGGCAUUGGUGCUUCGUAA
Alternaria atra is the source of this 2058-nucleotide messenger RNA. RefSeq lists its product as uncharacterized. Gene Ontology annotation, cellular component: cytosol. Bases 1 to 2058 code for a protein of 685 amino acids. Gene Ontology annotation, molecular function: hydrolase activity. The record is from RefSeq and is a predicted model, not a curated record. The transcript is spliced from 5 exons. NCBI's taxonomy places the organism in Eukaryota, Fungi, Ascomycota, Dothideomycetes, Pleosporales, Pleosporaceae. Gene Ontology annotation, biological process: nucleotide catabolic process.